Doryrhamphus excisus (bluestripe pipefish) is the source of this 2559-nucleotide messenger RNA. Lineage: Eukaryota; Metazoa; Chordata; Actinopteri; Syngnathiformes; Syngnathidae. The record is from RefSeq and is a predicted model, not a curated record.
UCUGACGACACGGCGUUGCCAAGGUAACACACAUUACGGAAGAGCACGUGCCGGAAGUACCGCACUUGUAUAGUCGGAAGCGAACUCAUCUUCUCGGGUGACGUCAGCAAAUCACGCAAUCGAAGAUUUUUGCUAGGGUGAAAACAUGGGCUGCUGGGCCAAUCUUAAAUCCUCUAACUGGGCUUACCCCACUGCAGUCCUGUCAUUGUAUGGAUUCUUUGCUAACUGCAGAAUAGCAGAGCCUUUUCUUGCUCCAUACUUAAUUGGCCCUCAUAAGAACAUCUCUGAAGAAGUGGUUACUAACUACCUUUUUCCGAUCUGGACAUACUCCUCCCUGGCCUUCCUUUUCCCAGUCUUCCUGCUGACUGACCUUCUGAGGCACAAACCCAUCGUUGUGCUGCAGGGGCUCUUUCUGGUCAUCAAUUAUGUCCUGCUGUGCUUUGCCCAGGGAGUGCCUGCCAUGGUCUUCCUUGAGAUUAACUAUGCUAUGGUGACAGCAUCUGAGGUGGCCUACUUUUCCUACAUUUACAGCGUGAUUCCCUUGGAGAAUUACCAAAGAGCUACCGGUUACCUCCGAAGCGCCAUGCUUUUUGGGUACACAUUCGGUGCCGGCAUGGGCCAAGUUCUCAUCUCCCUGGCAGGGCUCGACUACUUCAACAUCAAUACCAUCACUCUGGGUGUUGUAAGCAUGGCUUUUCUCAUCUCCUUCUGGUUGCCAAUGCCUCAGAGGAGCAUGUUCUUCAAAGAGAGAAAGGCCAAACAUUUGGAUCAAACGUCAGACCAAGCAAGAUCCAUAGGAGCGGACAGGCCUGAUGAAACGGUGUUGGACGAGGAGGAUGCUGGCUCUGAGAAACAGAAGAUGGAGCGUCAUGACAGCGGUUGUUGGUGCAGCAAGAAAAAUGUGGUCAAUGCGGGUCAUUUACUUUGGCAAAGCUUCAGGGAGUCCUACUCUUCCAGACAUUUAAUCUACUGGUCCCUUUGGUGGGCUUUAGCCACAGCUGGAUAUACACAAAUCCUCAACUACAUCCAACUAAUGUGGAACCAUAUUGAACCAUCUGCUACAUCAUCCGUCUACAAUGGAGGGGUAGAAGCUGCAUGCUCUCUUGUCGGUGCUACAGCAGCCUUCUUAGUCGGUCACAUCAAGGUGAGCUGGGCCGUGUGGGGAGAGCUGGCACUGGGCUUUUUUUCAGCCAUCGGGGCAGGUGCUGUCUUUCUGAUCGCGUUCACCAGCAAUAUCUGGGCCUGCUAUGCUGGCUACGCUCUGUUUAAAUCAUGCUACAUGCUUCUCAUCACCAUCACUACAUUUCAGAUUGCUGCUAACCUCUCCAUGGAAUGCUAUGCGCUGACGUUUGGCAUCAACACAUUUGUGGCUCUCUUUCUGCAGACCAUGAUGACGAUUAUUUUUGUUGAUGAAGCUACUUUAAGACUGGACAUUGUGACGCAGUUCAUCAUCUAUGGGAGUUAUUAUGCCGCCAUCUCUGUGCUCUUUGUGAUUCGAGGGACCUACACAGCUUGUACCAAGCAUGCUUCUCCAGACACCAACCCUGCUGUGAAGGUGGUGAUCCAUGUCGAUUCUUUCUGAGCAAAAUCAACAAACUUUAGUUAGUAGAUUAGCAUUCAUUUUGGUGAUAUACUGUCGUCAUUGAAGCGGAUUGUAAUUAGGGAUAGAAAUUUAAACGGUGCAUUCAAUCAUUUUCUACCACUUUUUCUCACAAGGGUCGCGGGGGGUGCUGGAGCCUAUUACAGCUGUCUUCGGGUGAGAGGCGGGGUACACCCUGGACUGGUGGCCAGCCAAUCACAGGGCACAUAUAGACAAACAACCAUUCACACUCACAUUCAUACCUAUGGACAAUUUGGAGUCGCCAAUUAACCUAGCAUGUUUUUGGAAUGUGGGAGGAAACCGGAGUACCCGGAGAAAACCCACGCAUGCACCGUGAAAAAUGCGUGUCAGGUGCAAAUAACGGCUAUUUAGUUUUUUAAGUAGUUUACAGAAUAUAUAUAUUUUUUACUAAAAUAGUUUUACAAUUAAUAUUAAAUGUGUGUAAUGCACACAAAAACAGUAGAGCUAGCCUGACAAGCUAACUUAACAAACUUCUUGUUAGGUUGAAAUCUAGGGAUGAGUGAACCUGUCUGAAUGUUCUGAACUCCUCCUUCCUUAUUGAGUUAGACACGAAUGUAACGCCACUUCCUGGAGCUGACAUUAUGUGCAAUAAAAAGAGUGACUGUGAUUGAUGUUUGUGGAGUUUUUAUCUUAGAAUAAUGGAUUUAAUGAAGUGGUUAUAAUGAAUAUUAUUUUUUAGAGUGUACACAGCAGCAGGUUAUGGCUGUCCCAGUGGUUUAAUGACAACAGUAUUAUUUGUUUUUAUAUACUUUAUAGUUAUAGAGGCUGUAAUCUACAGGUACAUAAAAGAUGAUUAAAAACUAAGCUAUAAAAGUGUCUGCUGUUCUGUGGCCGCCUUGUUUUAUUGGUUCAGCAACUUCAGGGUGGAAACAGGUGUGGGUGUUUUCCCUUAAGAAGGAAUACCCAGGAACGCGAUCAAGUAGUUGUACACACACACA